Messenger RNA from Python bivittatus (Burmese python), 2060 nucleotides. RefSeq names its product ARF interacting protein 2 (gene ARFIP2). Gene Ontology annotation, cellular component: trans-Golgi network membrane. Gene Ontology annotation, biological process: regulation of Arp2/3 complex-mediated actin nucleation; intracellular protein transport. Lineage: Eukaryota; Metazoa; Chordata; Lepidosauria; Squamata; Pythonidae. Gene Ontology annotation, molecular function: protein domain specific binding; phospholipid binding. The record is from RefSeq and is a predicted model, not a curated record.
CGGGGCAGAGGAGCGCCGCUGCGCGGCCGGCAGGGCGAGGACGGUCCCCGCUUGCGUGGCCGGAGGGGAGGCGCUGGGGGAUGUCCGCGGGCCGUUCCCCGGGGGCCUGCCAAAGGCUGCAGCGGCGCCUGGCGCCAAGCAUGACUGAGGGGCCGAUGAGCAAGGCAGCCACCAUGGAGAUCCCCAUCCACGGCAACGGAGACUCCAGACGCUUGGCGGACGACGACGGCUUGGAGCAGGACUUGCAGCAAGUGAUGGUGUCGGGGCCCAACUUGAACGAGACCAGCAUUGUGUCUGGAGGUUAUGGGGGAACAGCCGAGGGCAUUGUCCCCACCAACAUCGUCAAAGGCUCCCUCGUUCCACCUCACCCACCCCGAGGACCACUCAUCUCCCCCAGUCCUUCAGCUGCCAGCCGGAUAGCCAGCCAGGCUGCCGUGCCCACAGGUUCCAGCUUGCAUCAGCCCCACCCCAACCCACCCAUGACAGGGGAAGAGGCGGCGGCAGCGGCGGCUGCCACGCGCGGAGUGGCCGUGGAGAAGUUUGACAUUGUCAGGAAAUGGGGCAUCAACACCUACAAAUGUACCAAGCAGCUGCUCUCGGAACGCUUCGGACGUGGCUCGCGGACCGUCGACCUGGAGCUGGAGACCCAGAUCGAGCUGCUGCGUGACACCAAGCGGAAGUAUGAGUCCCUGCUGGGCCUGGCGCGGGCCCUUACCAACCACUUCUACAGCCUCGUCCAGACACAGCACGCCCUGGCGGAUGCCUUCUCGGACCUCAGCCAGAAGUCCCCUGAGCUCCAGGAGGAGUUUGGGUACAACGCUGAAACUCAGAAGCUGCUGUGCAAGAACGGGGAGACGCUCUUGGGGGCCGUCAACUUCUUUGUCUCCAGCAUCAACACGCUGGUCAACAAAACCAUGGAAGACACGCUCAUGACCGUCAAGCAGUACGAGACGGCCAGGCUGGAGUACGAUGCUUACCGCACAGACCUGGAGGAGCUCAACCUGGGACCCCGGGACGCCAGCACGCUCUGCCGCUUGGAUGCUGCCCAGGCUAACUUCCAGGCCCACCGCGCCAAGUAUGAGAAGCUGCGGGCAGACGUAGCGGUCAAGCUGAAGUUCCUGGAAGAGAACAAGGUGAAAGUCAUGCACAAGCAGCUCCUUCUCUUCCACAACGCGAUCUCGGCUUACUUCGCGGGGAAUCAGCAGCAGCUGGAGCAGACCUUGAAACAGUUCAACAUCAAGCUCAAGAGCCCUGGGGCUGACAAGCCUUCCUGGCUGGAGGAGCAGUGAGCAGGGCCCCGCUCGCCCCUCCUGCCUUCACGGACUUGGACUCGGAGGAGGCGUCCGGCGGGCAGAGAGGGUCCGGCUGCCCCCUCCUGCCCCCUAGCUCGCUGCCGGAGAGGCUCACCGUGGGGCCCACUCUCCUCUUCCGUGCCCUUUCGGGGGCUGGUUUAAGCCCCUUCCCAUUCCAAGCGGAGGGCCGGAGCAGCCGAGCCCGUCCCUCCGCAAUGCCAGGAAGCAGCAAGCACUUUCUUACUCUGAGGGUGGGGAGAAGGUUGCCCCCACCUGCCCCCGUGAAGGAGUCCCUGCUGCUGGUCAGGCCCCAAUCCUGCCCCGGCUCAUCCAAAUGCUCUCGGCCUCGUGGCUGGCCAAAACUGGUCUUGGGGCCUCAGCCUCCCCAGCCUGCUUUCCUGUGCAGCCUGUUCUCCCUGGGGAUUGGGGGCUGCUCUCUGACCCUACCCCACACCUUUAAGGAAGGCAGCUAUGGGUUGGUGGUCGGACCUACAGGGGCUGCUCUGGGGGUGAAGAGCCCAAGGUGAGAUGGGCCCCCUGUUUUGGGGGCCAAGGACCAAACACUUCCUGGCUCCAGCCUCUGGGGGGUGUGCGUGUGUGUGUGUGCGUGCGUGGCGUGUGCGUUCAUCAUGGCCAGUGUCCCCCGUGUUGUGUUCCUGGUGGUGGCUGUGGGCGGCAGGACUCCAGGCCUUCUACCCAGCGGGCCCCAACUGACACUCCGGCCCCAGUCUGUAAAGAUCCCAGAAUAAACGGUACCAAAUGGCUGCA